This is a messenger RNA of Sceloporus undulatus (fence lizard), 5357 nucleotides long. RefSeq names its product ankyrin repeat domain 6 (gene ANKRD6). Gene Ontology annotation, cellular component: cytoplasm. The record is from RefSeq and is a predicted model, not a curated record. Bases 312 to 2945 code for a protein of 877 amino acids. NCBI's taxonomy places the organism in Eukaryota, Metazoa, Chordata, Lepidosauria, Squamata, Phrynosomatidae. Gene Ontology annotation, molecular function: protein binding. The transcript has 17 exons.
AGCUUAUAAGUGAGCAUCCUGGAGCCACUGAAGGAAAGAGGAUGGUCUUCGAACGGCAUGCUGUUUCCCCUCAGUGUUUCACACAUUGGCUGCUCUAUGGAGUUAGAAAUGUAGUACCAUUUGCCUGUUGUGUUAUGGUUGUCAUCCUUCUUAAAACAGAUGGAGAAGAUGGCAUAGCAACAGAUCCAACCUUCUGCCACCAAACUGGAGUCCCCCUGUGCGCUGCAGUUGGACCGAUGUGAAGCUCUUUGUUUUGGACUGAAGACGCUUGUCCACUGCUUGUCCCGAGGAAAGCCAUUCUCUCCUAAUUCAUGAGCCAGCAGGAUGUGGUCGCCGUGCUUUCUGAACGCCUUCUCAUAGCUGCAUACAAAGGGCAAGUGGAUAAUGUUGUGCAGCUGAUCAACAAGGGUGCCAAGGUAGCCGUCACCAAGCAUGGGCGGACACCUCUCCAUCUUGCGGCUUACAAGGGUCAUCUCCGUGUUGUCCAGAUUUUGCUCAAAGCAAGCUGUGAUGUGGAUCUUCAGGACGAUCCUGUGGAGACCAGCUCUCUAGAGUAUGAAACCCCAAGAAGUAACUCUUUCCUUCUCCCUGCUAAUCCUGCAAGCCCUUAUUGGAAUCCUGGUGCCAUCUCUGAUUGGUCAAUGAGUGUUCACACAGCACAUACCUCAGAAAUAGUCAAGGGAACAGUGGCCCUGGUAAAAGAAGUCAAGGAAGAAAAAAAUAAGAAAAAACAGAGGAGAAGGGCUAGAAAGGAUCCUAGAAGAUUGCAAAGAGAGAAGGAGGGUGAUCAGACAGCUUUGCACCGAGCUACAGUUGUAGGGAACACAGAUGUAAUAUCUGCUCUUAUCCAUGAAGGGUGUGCUUUAGACAGACAAGACAAGGAUGGGAAUACAGCUCUCCACGAAGCCUCUUGGCAUGGAUUCAGUCAGUCAGCCAAACUGCUUGUUAAAGCAGGGGCGAAUGUUCUGGCCAGAAACAAGGCAGGUAACACGCCACUGCACUUGGCUUGCCAGAACAGUCAUUCUGAAAGUGUUCGAGUCCUACUGCUUGGAGGUUCUCGAGUUGAUAUCAAAAACAAUGCAGGAGAUACCUGUUUGCAUGUUGCAGCUCGUUACAAUCACUUACCCAUCAUUAGGCUACUCCUCAGUGCUUUCUGUUCAGUCCAUGAAAAAAACCAGGUUGGCGAUACGGCACUUCAUGUAGCUGCAGCACUAAACCAUAAAAAGGUGGUCAAGCUGUUGUUGGAAGCAGGAGCUGAUGGGACAGUAGUUAACAAUGCUAGUCAGACUCCCCUUGAAGUUGCACAGGAACACAACAACCCUGAAGUUGCCCUUCUGCUCACUAAGGCCCCACAGAUCUCACGCUUUAAUCGUGGAAGAAGCUUGAGGAAGAAGAGGGAGAGACUCAAAGAAGAAAGACGUGCUCAAUCUGUACCAAGAGAUGAAGUGGUACAAAGCAAGGGCAGUGCUUCUGGUGCUGAUGACACUCACAGCAGUGAUCUAGCUCCCCAAGGGAGAGGUGACUUGAAAGAUGAAGCCCAACAACCUUUGUCUGAACUCAGAGGGAGGAAGAGUAAGAAGAAACCACCAAGAGAAAAGGUUUCAGCACUCUCUGACCCCACAUCACCAGCUGACCAGCAGAUGCCUCCUGGCCCACAGCAGAACUUGCCAAAGCGCAGGAGCAAGCACCGUUGCUCAUCUCCGCCACCCCCCCAUAAGUUCAGAGCAUAUCAGUUGUAUACACUUUACCGUGGAAAGGAUGGGAAAAUAAUGCAGGCUCCAAUAAAUGGAUGUCGUUGUGAACCACUGAUAAAUAAAGUAGAGAACCAGCUGGCAGCUGCCGUGGAAGAAAUAAAAGCUGAGUUUGUGACAGUACAGGAUAAGAUGAAUACCAAACUAGGACAGAUGGAAAAUAAAACACAACAUCAGCUCCGCGUUUUAGACAAAUUAAUGGCAGAGAGGCUGUCAGCAGAAAGAACAGAGUGCCUUCAUCGUCUUCAGGAGCACACAGAGCUGGAAAGAGCUGAAGGGGAGAAACGCCAGGUAUCUUUGGUGGGGGAACUGAAGGCUUGGUGUCUGUUAAAAAUUCAGAAUCUGGAACUGAAGAUUUCUGGAGAUUCUAGAUCUUCAAGACCAAAAUCAACUCUGUCUACCUGCGAGUCACUCACUGAGACUUUGGAUACAGAAAACCUUCAUAGUACAAAGGACUGCAAAACUAGCCAAACUCCCUUGCAGUCAGAUGGAUCACAGCAACAUUCUUGCCUUGCUCUUCAGAACAGUUUGUCUGAAGACACUGGAAGGAGCAGAGUGCCAGUGACAGAGCAGGGCUUUGGGAAGCAAUAUUUUGUUGUUCAGCAAUCCAGCACCUCAGGAACAGAACAACAGUUAGUUGGUGCUGCCCCAACUCCUUCUGGAGCUUCGCCACGAGUUGUCCGGCCUAAGGACAAAACAAGUUUAAGCAGAUUGCAACAAGAACUGCCACCAUCAGAAUACUCAGGUUCCAAAUUAAGGCAUGUCAAGGUACAAACUGUUCAACAGGCCUCUGCUGACUUUGCAAAGUCAGAGUCACAAGCUGGCUGCUUGGUAGAUAAAGGGACUCAAACAAAGAAGGGCAACAGAAGUGGCCAGUUGAAGCACAGAGCCCACCAACAUGGAGGGACUCACCUUGCGCAGCCCUUGCCAACACAGCCUCCACCAACCUCCGUCUCUGGAGGGAAUGAGCCCAGCCCAAAGCUUGCAGGCACCUCUCAGGCCCUGGAAAUCACCCAGUACUUCUUUGAGGCUGUAUCCAGUCAGAUGGAGAAGUGGUAUGAAAGGAAGAUCGAAGAAGCUCGGAGCCAAGCUGAUCAGAAAGCCCAAGAAGAUAAAGCUGCCCUCAAAGAACAUAUAAAAAGUUUAGAAGAAGAACUGUAUAAGCUAAGGACUAAAGUGCAGAAAGAAAAAUAGUCUUGGUUCUUGCUCCUGCAAAGAUACUGGAUGGACUGCUAUUUUCACGAACAGCAAUUAAGCUAAUGGGGUGAGGGUGGAAUGGGGAGGGAUGAGAGGAGAGCCUGCAAGCUAUACUAUGCUUCUUGGGUCUGUAGCCUUCCCACAGUGUAUUUGUGCCACAAAUGCAAAUAAUCUAGAUCUCUUUUUUUCAAAUUAGCACUUCUUUUUCUUCUUGGUGGGGAGGACUUCAUCCUCAUCCCUUUCCUGGGGAAAAAAAGCACGGGCUGGAAUUCACUUGGGCAGUAAUGAAUGUGCUACCACUGUGGUUACAUAUAUAUGCAGUGACUUCCAGCCCCAAUCCCCACUUACUGGGCAGCAGGCGCUGUGAUCAGUGGGGGUUGUUCCCCUAUUGCAUGGCAAGCAGUGACUGAUGUUCCCACCCUUUCCUGUGAGCAGUCUCUGUUGUGAUAGGGAAAAGUUUCUUCUCACACCAGAGAUUGCAGUUUCUUCUCACACUAGAGAUUGCUUGCACAAAUGGAAAUCUACUGUAAGUCUUCUGCUUCCUGAUUGCAAGGGAACAGACCCGCAUCAAUUGCAGCAACUGCUGCCUGGUAAAUACAGAUUGGGAAGAUUUUCGAGGUUCCUAGGGAAUAUGUAGGGAUCGUGAAUACCAAACAGUCACAAAUUCAUAACUCUAGAUUACAUAUUCAUAACUGUCCAAGUGAAUUGUAGCAGUGUUUAGUUUAUCCUCCUAUAGCAUGCCAAUUGUGAUAGCAAUUCUGUGUAGAAUGUGCUUGCGUGAACCUUCUACUGCUCAUGAUAGUUCUAAGGAUGAGCAAUAUCCCUUUCCUCCCAACUAAUGCCUGUGCCAUUUCAUAACUAUUUUGAAGUUUUAUUUUAUCUAUACCUUAUUUUUUAAAAUAAAAAUAAAAAGCUGUGCAUUCUCUUGUUAGGCCACUUAAACUCUGAAGUGCUCACCUAUCCUCCUGAAAGUUAAGAGUAAGUGGCCAACAUUAGCUAGACUACCUCUUCCUUCUGUCCAAGACUGCACUGCCAUUUUAUGAAUGCUUUGUGUUCCCCUGCCUUAAUCCCUCUAGCGCCAUAUAGGUGUGGAAGCUGGCUCUCUGCACAUACCCUUGACUAUAAUGGGCUGGAGCAGGGAAUAUGUGGUUCCUCGCCUCCAUCCAGCAGCUUGUGCUGUCUAUGCAUAGGUCUGUCAAAUCACAAUCAUAUUGAUUGGCUCUUCAGGAGACUGGUAACGGGGCAGGGGGAGCUUGAAUCCAUCCUUUCCUACAAUUGACUUAAGGUAUAAAUACCAUGGUUGGCAUCUUCCACUGCAGUUACGGAUCUGUAAUUGCUCCAUAUUGAACUAUGCUACACAUUCAUGAUGUGGCAUUAUUGCCAAAAUCAUUAAUGCCCCCUGAAUCCUACCAUAAAUUCUAGGGAGCUUCUCUGAGUGAUGGACAUAUGUGGCAUGGUCAAAUGGGGUGUUUCAAAAUGAUGUGGCCGGCUCCCUCUCACCCCCAAGCUGUACGUGGGUUCUAGGGAGCUUCUCUGAGCAUGGUCAAAUGGGGGUGAUACAGCCAGCCGCCUCUCAUCCUACAUAGUACUGUAGCUCAGGGGCAAGAGGGAACAGGUUGCAUUAUUCUGGAGUGGCCCGCUCAACCAUGCUACUUCAAUUGCCCAGAGAUGUUUCCUGGAGUUUAAGAUAGGACUUGGGAGUUGGUUCCUUAAGUCAUUUGUAGCUAUGUUUACAUAACUACACAUGUAGAAUCUCAGCCCAUGACUUGAAAUUACAAUGGUCAGUUGAUGGUCUGUGGGCUAGAUCUGGCCCCCAAAGCACUCCUAUAUCAACCUCAAAACCCUUACCAAAAUUUUGUUGAAGACAUCAUAGCAGGUUUCCAGUUUUAUUGUAAAGGGAAAUAAUAAAAUGUUUUCCACCUGUAAGACUGUUCCCCCCGCUUUAAUUGUGUCUCUUUUGUUUUUUUAAUACAUAAAUGUGCCUGUUUGUAUCUGUGCCUGAGCUUGAUAACUGUGAAACAGAUACUGUCAAAAUAAAAGAAACGGUUUCAAGGCAGUCUCAACUGUUGGGAGAGAAGUGAAAUUGGCCACCUCUGCCUAGAAUAAAUUUUAUCUUCACUGUAUUUCCCCCCUAUGGGUUUUAAGAUUUUAGCAAAGUCUGUCCUGGAACCUGCUUCAAGAAUGUCAUACAUAGUGUAAUAGAAUGCCCUUAAUAGAAUGAGAUGCCUAGCUCUUCAAAACACAACUGGCAUUCAGCCUUUUAUUUUAAAAUAGAUUUUCCUAUUGUAUUUUUAUGAGGGUCUUGAGUGUUGUGGUAUGUAAAAUAUUUGGGGUUUGUGUGUGUGUGUGUGUGUGUGUUCUUAAAAAAUUAAAAUGAUUCCACUGCAUCAACUGUGGAUAAAUCUAGAA